Lathyrus oleraceus (garden pea) is the source of this 1398-nucleotide messenger RNA. RefSeq names its product farnesyl pyrophosphate synthase 1. The record is from RefSeq and is a predicted model, not a curated record. NCBI's taxonomy places the organism in Eukaryota, Viridiplantae, Streptophyta, Magnoliopsida, Fabales, Fabaceae. Gene Ontology annotation, cellular component: cytoplasm. Gene Ontology annotation, molecular function: (2E,6E)-farnesyl diphosphate synthase activity; dimethylallyltranstransferase activity. Bases 167 to 1195 code for a protein of 342 amino acids. The transcript has 12 exons. Gene Ontology annotation, biological process: trans, trans-farnesyl diphosphate biosynthetic process.
UUCACCUCACGCCAGCCACACUCACCGGCCGAGUAGCAGCUCCUCACUUGUCGUUCUUUCUAUUUUUCUUUCUCCCUAUUUCCCUUCCCUUCUAUUCCUCUAUUUAUAACUCUUAUCGCAAUUUUAGGAACCAUUUCUCUCUCUCUCCAGACUCAUCUUUUCUUCAAUGGCAGAUCUCAAGUCCACAUUCUUGAAUGUCUACUCUGUUCUCAAAUCUGAGCUUCUCAACGACGCUGCUUUCGAGUGGUCUGAUGAUUCUCGUCAAUGGGUUGAUAGGAUGCUGGACUACAAUGUGCCUGGAGGGAAGCUGAACAGAGGACUGUCAGUUAUUGACAGCUACAGAUUGUUAAAAGAAGGACAUGCAUUAAAUGAUGACGAAAUUUUCCUUGCUAGUGCUCUUGGUUGGUGUAUUGAAUGGCUUCAGGCAUAUUUUCUUGUUCUUGACGACAUUAUGGAUAACUCCCAUACACGUCGCGGUCAGCCAUGUUGGUUUAGAGUACCCAAGGUUGGAAUGAUUGCAGCAAAUGAUGGAGUUCUACUAAGAAACCAUAUUCCGCGUAUCCUUAGGAAACACUUCAAGGGAAAGCCUUAUUAUGUCGAUCUUCUUGAUUUGUUCAACGAGGUUGAGUUUCAAACUGCUGCCGGACAGAUGAUAGAUUUGAUCACCACACUGGAAGGAGAAAAAGAUCUGUCCAAAUACACAUUAUCACUGCACCGACGUAUUGUUCAAUACAAGACUGCCUAUUAUUCAUUUUAUCUUCCUGUUGCAUGUGCAUUGCUCAUGGCGGGUGAGAAUCUGGAUAACCAUGUUGAUGUAAAGAACAUUCUUGUUGAGAUGGGCACAUAUUUUCAAGUUCAGGAUGAUUAUUUGGAUUGCUAUGGUGAUCCUGAAACAAUUGGAAAGAUAGGCACAGAUAUUGAAGACUUUAAGUGCUCUUGGUUAGUUGUAAAAGCAUUGGAACUUUCCAAUGAAGAACAAAAGAAAGUUUUACAUGAGAACUAUGGGAAGACAGAUCCAGCAAAUGUUGCUAAAGUGAAGAUCCUUUAUAACGAGCUUAAUCUCGAGGGUGUAUUCACGGAGUAUGAAAGUACGAGCUACGAGAAGCUUGUAACCAACAUUGAAGCUCAUUCCAGCAAAGCAGUUCAAGCUGUAUUGAAGUCAUUUUUGGCUAAAAUUUACAAGAGGCAGAAGUAGAAUCACUGUAAGGCAAAGGUCAAGAUUGUUGAAGAUGCAAUAGAAGCUAGCUAGAGUGAAAUUUUCUGUGUGGAGCUGUAGUUUUAAAAAAAUCAAAUUUGUUACUGUCUUUUUGUAGGGAGUGAUUAAUCUUUGUUGUACUUUAUGUUGUAAACUGCCUUGUGAUACUGGUUUUUAUCAUCAAUAAGCUUUUUCCUUCUGAA